CCUGCGGUUUGCGUGUCUGAUCUGAAGAGGUUGUUUUUUUCGGAUUACAAAGUCAGUUGUCGGAAUUUAGAAACACAUAUUUAAACAAAUUUGCCUAAACAUAGACACGUCUCAAAAUUGUGUUUCUCUGACAUUAAUAAUGUGUGCAUGUAAAAGUUUUAAAACUAACUAGCUUUUGAUUCCUGAAUGUUGUCUUGUUUUUCCUCUCUUGACAGGUCUCGCAUAUUACUUGCUACUCGUAGUUCUGUGCAACACUCGUACAGUAGGAUUAUGCUGUGUUUCUUUGUACUUUUUCUUUUUCGAGCAACGAAUGAUCAGCCUUUUCAUUUGAGUCACCAUGCAGGUUGCAGUAAGCGCUCCAGGGCGUUUGAUAAAGUCCUCACUUAGAGGACUGUUGGAUUUCAGGGUUCAUAAAAAAAUACGAAGAAAACAAAGUGACAGCGAUGGCUUUUUUGUCAGACACCGCUGGAUGAAAAAUGCACCAUCAGUCAGCGUGUUCUGCUGUAGACAAUACAGUUCUCGAGAAAAGGUAAACAUUGACAUGUCUAUAUUCCCUGUGGACAAAAUUCGAAAUUUUAGUAUCAUAGCACAUGUUGAUCAUGGCAAAAGUACCCUUGCCGACAGACUACUGGAAAUAACAGGGGCAAUUGCCACAACAGAACGUAAUAAACAAGUCCUCGAUAAGCUGCAAGUGGAGCGAGAAAGAGGAAUCACGGUGAAAGCACAGACUGCAUCUCUGUUUUAUACACAUGAAGGGCAGACCUACUUACUAAACCUCAUUGACACACCUGGUCAUGUUGAUUUUAGUUAUGAGGUCGCCAGGUCUAUUUCAGCUUGUCAAGGUGUACUUCUGGUGGUUGAUGCAAAUGAGGGCAUUCAGGCACAAACGGUGGCAAACUUUUUCCUGGCUUUUGAAGCCCAGUUAACCAUUAUUCCAGUCAUUAACAAGAUUGACUUGAGAAAUGCAGACCCAGAGAGGGUUGAAAAACAGAUUGAAAAAAUAUUUGAUAUUCCUAAAGAAGACUGUAUAAAGAUUUCUGCUAAAUUAGGAACCAAUGUUAAUCAAGUUCUUCAAGAAGUUGUGAAGAGAAUCCCACCGCCAAAUGCAAAUCCAGAAGAUCCGCUGAAGGCACUAGUAUUUGAUUCCACGUUUGACCACUAUAGAGGUGUCAUCGCCAAUGUAGCACUGUUUGGAGGGAAUAUUUGUAAAGGAGACAAGAUUGUAUCUGCACACAUGGGCAAAACUUAUGAAGUGAAUGAGGUGGGAGUCCUCAGACCUCAAGAACAUCCGACAGAUAAGUUGUAUGCUGGGCAGGUGGGCUAUGUGAUUGCUGGGAUGAAGGAAGUCAAGGAGGCUCAGAUUGGAGACACGUUUUAUUUGCAGAAGCAACCAGUGGAACCUCUGCCAGGAUUCAAACCUGCCAAACCAAUGGUUUUUGCUGGUAUAUAUCCUGUGGACCAGUCAGAGUACAACAACCUGCGGAGUGCUGUUGAGAAGCUAACCCUAAAUGACUCUAGUGUGACUGUGCACAGGGACAGCAGUCCGGCCUUAGGAGCUGGCUGGAGGUUGGGAUUUCUGGGUCUUCUCCAUAUGGAAGUGUUUAACCAGCGUCUGGAGCAAGAGUACAAUGCCUCUGUUAUUGUAACUGCCCCAACUGUACCAUAUAAGGCUCUUCUUGCAUCAGCAAAACUCAUAAAGGAGUACGGUGAAGAGGAGGUUACCUUUGUCAAUCCGACUCAGUUUCCUGAUAGAUCUCAAGUGUUGGAGUACUUGGAGCCUAUGGUUGUUGGCACCAUAAUUACACCAGACGAAUUUAUUGGAAAGAUUAUGACAAUGUGUCUUAGUCGUCGUGCUGUGCAGAAGAAUAUGCUUUACAUCGAUGAUCACAGAGUUAUGAUGAAAUACCUCUUUCCCCUCAAUGAAAUUGUAGUGGACUUCUAUGACCACCUAAAGUCUCUGUCUUCUGGAUAUGCCAGUUUUGACUAUGAAGAUGCUGGAUACCAGCCUGCAGACCUUGUUAAAUUGGACAUUUUGUUAAAUGGGAAGCCAGUGGAGGAGCUUACAACUAUUGCACACAAAGAAAAGGCUUACGCUGUUGGAAAAGCAAUGUGUGAACGGCUGAAGGACUCCAUACCGAGACAACUGUUCGAAAUAGCCAUUCAGGCAGCACUUGGCAACAAAGUCAUUGCAAGAGAGACCAUCAAAGCUUACAGGAAGAAUGUACUAGCAAAAUGUUAUGGUGGUGAUAUAACACGCAAAAUGAAACUCCUUAAGAAGCAAGCAGAGGGCAAAAAGAAAAUGAGAAGAAUUGGCAACAUAGAAGUUCCAAAAGAUGCAUUUAUAAAUGUGUUAAAAAGAAAUGAUAAAUAGAAAGACAUUUAAAAAAAAUCUGUGCAUUGUGUCUCUCAUGAUGUCUUACGACAUGAAAGAGAAUACCAGAAUACAAAACGAAUAAACCUUGGAAGAAACUAUUUUGUUUACUCAGGUGUGUAGGUCAGAGAGAACGAUGCAUUGCUCAAUGACAAAUUUAAUGCAAGGAAUAGGCCAGGUAUUAAAAGCAACUUCUUCGAAUUGUGUUCAGAAAGAAAAUAAAAUUAAGUAGUCUUAAUUUAUCAGACCCAAUGUUUUAAUAGCCCUAAUUUAAAGUAAAUUAACAAUUUAAAUUAUAACAGAUACUAUAACAGCACUCAUUUCACAUGAAUAUAGUACCAAUACAGUUUCUGUAAAAAUAGAAAUGGAAUGGGCCACACAUGCCCAGGUGUCAUCAAGACACUGCAGACAUUGCAUCAUGCAUGAGAUGGUUUUGACAGCGAGUUCAGAGAUUUGUGAAAUAUGAGUGGAAAUGUUUUGUGGAACUGGGUGAAGCCUAAUUUUCAAGCAAUUACAACGUGAAUCUCCCAUGUGACAAUUCACAAAAACCUAUGUUUUUUUUUUUUUUUUAAAGAAAGAAAACAAACACGUGUUUAUUUCUGUUAACUAAUCUUUUUAAUAAAGUAUAAGGAGAUACAGGUACCAACAUGCACCAGAAACUUGUAAUUGAUGUAUUUAAACAAAAGGCAUUAAAGUCAGAUUUUGGCACCACAUUUAGUAACACACAUGAUAUAUGAUGAAGACACAGAACAAUAAUAAUUAUUAGCUAAAUAUUAGUAUGAGAUCAAAGUUUUGAACAUGUUUAAUGCAUUUUUACAGUACAGUUCCACAGUAAGCAAACAAAAAAAAAAGGCAGCAGCGAAUGCAUAUUUAAACCCUAAACGCAUAAGUUGUAAAUAAUUUUUAAUGCAUACUCUAUAAAAUAUGCUUAAAGAAAGAUGGAGUGUGCGUAGAGUAAGAAACAUUACACUCACGGUUUGGAAAGUUGAAUACAGUAACAGUCUGCUAACUGUGUAACAGUUCCUUUAUUGAAAGCGCAAAAGUGUUAAUGCUACCAGUUCUAUAGGCGUCAAUGAACUACUUGGAUGUUCUAUACUGACACAUUCUGUUAAUUGUGGCCCAUAUUAAAAUAGGUCAUUGAAAACUAAUGGUAGCUGGUUUUGUGUUUUAUAAAUAAACUGAUUUGCACAGAAGUAACAGCUUCUACAAAACAGAAAAUACUGCAGUUAAACAGUCAUAGAUAGAUAGAUAGUAUGUUCUAAAUGAAGACAAAAGGUUUACGGUUUGACAUUACAACUGAAGCUGUAAUCUUAAAAAAAAAAAAAAAGAAAAAACCCAAAGGAGUGUUUUAUACUGGAUAGAGUACUAGACCUGUAAAACUGACAUCUCUGCAUAGUACUUGGAGCAAGUAGCUGGGUUCCGAAAAAUAUGGCAUUACAAAUCCACAUUUGUUACUACAACUGUUUAAAUAACGUAUCUUUUUUUUUUCUUUUCGUUGUUAACAUCCUGACCACUUUUUACACUCA
Polyodon spathula (Mississippi paddlefish) is the source of this 3897-nucleotide messenger RNA. It is a transcript of the gene guf1, whose product is annotated as GTP binding elongation factor GUF1. Gene Ontology annotation, cellular component: mitochondrion. NCBI's taxonomy places the organism in Eukaryota, Metazoa, Chordata, Actinopteri, Acipenseriformes, Polyodontidae. The coding region runs from base 338 to 2371 and encodes 677 amino acids. Gene Ontology annotation, molecular function: mitochondrial ribosome binding; GTP binding; GTPase activity. The record is from RefSeq and is a predicted model, not a curated record. Gene Ontology annotation, biological process: positive regulation of translation. The transcript is spliced from 17 exons.